Entrophospora candida is the source of this 1290-nucleotide messenger RNA. Lineage: Eukaryota; Fungi; Glomeromycota; Glomeromycetes; Entrophosporales; Entrophosporaceae. The record is from the annotation of a GenBank genome assembly.
AUGUUUAAUCUUAUUAAUUCCAACUACUCUAAUUGUCAAUUUAUUUUUGAUAAUGGUAAUAAAUGUAACUGUUGGACUUCCACAAAGUCAGAUACUAAUGAUCCAGUUGAAUGCAUUAAAAAUCAUAUCAAUGAAUUGUUUAACUAUGCUCACCCACAUCAAUAUGGUGAGCUUACAAUAGAAACAUUAAAACACAAUCCUUAUCAACCUUUUAAUAAUAAAAGAAGAAAUAAUCAAGAUCCAGACCAAAACUCUUCAAAUUUUAUGGAAUUUACUGAAAGAUUAAAAGCUGUGAAAAAACCUCUUGUUAUGUAUUAUGUAAAUGUCCGUUAUAUUAAUAUUAACAUAGAUUUAGUUUCUGCAUUUUACCUGGAAGGUUGGAGGAGACGAAAAAGUUCGGAGAAGAGAAUAGACAAGUUGUGGAGAGGAAGUGAGGAAGGACGUGAAGAGAGAGAUUACUUGAUUGAAGAGAAGAAGAAGUUAGAGCAGAAAGAAAAUUUAUAUGCUGAAGAAGUAAAGAAGUGGGGAGAUGUAUUAGCUGAAAAGAGUAAAGAAAAAGAGGCAAAGAGAGUUAGACUUUCCAUCGAUUCCUUAUCAGAUCUUAAGAGAGUUAUCCUGGCUAAUGAAUAUCCUGUCACUUUUGUUCCUUUUAUUGCUCAUCCUGAGAUAGAAAAGGAUAUUUGUGAAAUUAUACAUUUGAACUUGAUGAGCUUAUUCUCUGGUGGAAGUGGUACUGGAAAAACUCAUAUUGGAUUUGAAAUUGAGAAUAUUGUUGAACACAAUGAAUGGACCAAAACAUUAAAAGAUAAAUUGGAUGCAACUUUUGAACAUAUAUAUAUUAACAUAAAUGAGUUAAUAAACAUACUUGAACCAGGACUUGAAGAUAAUAUUUUGCAAAUUGAUGAAUUUCAAACUGGAAAUUAUUGGACAAUCACAUUAUUUCGUGUCAUAAGUAGUAUAGUAGUUCUGGAAAAAUUCAAAACUUUAAUCAUUCCAAUAUGUACUGGUACUGCACCAUCUAAAAUUACAAAUCUGGAUAACAGCCAAUUUAAUAAAUCUUCAUUUAUCACCUAUGAAUUUAUGAGUCUAUUCAAUGAGUUCACCACUUAUUAUCAUGGGAACAGUGACAUUUUACCAGAGAAGAAUAACAGAAUUUAUCUUUGUGUUGUAAACUCUAUAAAAGGAAUUCCUGUUGUCAUUGAAACUGCAGUUAAAACAUUUUUAGAUAUGAUUGAAGGAAUAAGAAUAUUUCAAACCUAUGAUAUGGCAAAAAAUUUUGGGGAAAUUUAA